Messenger RNA from Limulus polyphemus (Atlantic horseshoe crab), 4608 nucleotides. RefSeq lists its product as uncharacterized. The transcript is spliced from 2 exons. The coding region runs from base 456 to 3647 and encodes 1063 amino acids. NCBI's taxonomy places the organism in Eukaryota, Metazoa, Arthropoda, Merostomata, Xiphosura, Limulidae. The record is from RefSeq and is a predicted model, not a curated record.
CAGUGGCUUCUGACAACCGUACCCUCGUUAAAACUGUUUAAUAAACUUUAAGCGGCUGUGUCUCCUCCAUCGUUCGAAUAAAUCAAAAGUUUUGGUACAAGACAGUUAACUACUGCAAAUCGUACACUUUAUACCAGAAGCCCCCUAAUACGUCCAUAGCCAGAUUACUUUAACACUAUUGUGUACUCUCUUUCCUACACCUCCCAAUAUCUUCCCGCGGCACCACGUUUCGAACCCUGUUUCUACAACUACAGAAAACAAAUAUUAUAGAAUUAGACAAUGGACUAUUUAUGCUGUGCCCACCACGAGUAUCGAAACCCGAUUUUUAUAGCUAUAAGCCCCCAGACUUAUGACUGAGCCAUUUGGGGGAUAUACAGCUCUGAUGGAAUGUCUUUCUCUUCAAGACCCUAAAGAUGUCUGAUGGAGGUGCGUGAAGAAGAACCAGAAAUCUGACCAUGACUGUCCACAGUGGUUCUGGUUAUGCUGGUCAAGAGCAUGUGAACGACGGGUUCCAUGUGCGCUACCUCGGAAGUGUCCAUUUUCCGAACCAAACAAAAAAAGUUAACAUUAAGAGCUUACAGAGACCCUUACUUGACCUAUACACUAAGGCCAGAAGGAGAGGUGAGGACCACCGUGGUGUCCAUUCUUUAGCUUUGACACAGCAUCUCCACCUCUCCGAUUAUGGCCUGGUGGUGGCCGAGAACGAGGAGAACGUGAAGACGAGGUGCCAGGAAGCCGUGGUCAUAAAAGUAAUCACUCCAGUGGCCGGACUUAUCCUUUGGACCGCAGUCCGGUUCCACACUAGAAUAUUAAAGAGAAGAAAGCCUGGAGCUGCCUUUGUUCCCUUAGCUUGUUCAGAUACUGUGUUUGAAAAAGAUUGUUACGUCCAACUUACAGAGAAACGUCGAUUUCUGAUGGGUUUAACGCAUCCUCCGCUCUUUGCUUGCCUUUUUCGUCGUGUGGGGUCGCCACAGUUUGUGGAGUGCCACGCUUUUGUGUGUUUCAACAUUGAAGACGCCAUGAUAAUCUGUUCCUCGUUGGAUAGUAUUAAAAAUACGUGUGAAGGAACCGGUCCAUUAGGUCUUCUUCUGGAAGAUGGAAGCACUAAUCCGACUUUGGAUACGUCACGAAAAUGUUCUAACAAACUAAACGUUGUCGUUCCCGAACUAUCAUUCAUCAGCCAUUCUAGAGAAGACAACGAUAAAAAGGCGGAUCACAUGAACAAUCGGACAAAUACAACAGCUUUUAAAAGGUAUCGUGAAAACAAAGCAAGAGGGAUUCCUGAUUCCAACAUCAAAUAUGGUCCCCAAGGAGGAAGAGUAGUUUCCAUUGCUCGUCAUCAUGGAAGAAGGGAAUAUGAAGAAGAAUACAAUAGGAGUAAGUCUUGUGAAAGGUUAGAAAAUAUCAAUGCAUUUAAGGCUCAGAAUAAGAGAAGCAAAUCGUGUGGUAGAUUAGUUGACGGCCAUUUUCCAUCAGUAUAUCGAAGGAAGGAACCCUUCUCCAACAGUGUUUACAGAAACUCCUCAACCUCUUUAUCAGACCAAGAAAGAAGUUGCGAUGACACGAAUGUGGUCAAGAGGGGAAAUCACUUUACCAGAUCUAAAUCUGUCAGUAAAAUCUGCCAAAUCAACGACAGUUCCUCAUCUGAAAAUACCAGAAAUAUUCCUAAAACCAACAUUCGUGACAGAAACAUAACUAAAAUGAAACGUUUCCAUUCAUGUAAUAAAUUAGAGAAUGGUUUCUCGUCAUCACCAAAUUCAUCUGAAAUACAUUACUUUAAACCCGAGACUCAAGUAAACACAGGACAUUUUAAUAUUAAUUCUUCUACUUCGCGAUACAGUAAUAACGAUAUCCCUGUUUAUUACAACAACCAUGGACUACCUGAACACGCUAGAAAGGAGGUGGGUUCUAAACAAGAUGCCGAGGACAUAUCUAUGCAAAUAAAAGCUAAGAAAACUGCAAACUUGGAUGUAUCUCUUCUACCUGAAGAGGAACGAAAGUACAUUUGGCAAACGAUACAACAGCGCACUGCUUUUCACAGAAGAAACCUUAAAAAUAGCUCACCAGAGAAAUACAGUAACAAACUAUCUUAUCCUUCCCAAGAAGGUACCGUGCAGGAGAUUUCAAUGAAAACUGUAGACAGUAAGAAAAACUCGGUAACACCUGCCCAAAAAACAAAUGUGGAGAACGAAGUUGAUUCCCAGUAUUCGACUGACACUACGGUAGAGGGUUAUAGGUUGGAUCACCGACACAGAAGUUAUGGAGACAGGAAAACUGGCAUGGAUUCGAGACUGGAGAGGUUCACUAGUAGCGAUGGCAGCGAUUACUACAGCCAUCUCUCGGACGAGAGGGAAUGUCCCAAAGAGAGAUCUUGCAAAAUAAAUGGCAUUCAAAUACCAAUUAAUAAAACAAGAGAUAAUUCUGAUUCGCAAAAUAUGUAUGAUCCAAGAGCUUCUAUGCAAGAUGAACGUUUUGAUGAGAGUCAGAUAAGGAUACCGUGUAAGGAAGAAAUGGAACUGUCUAAGACAAUGAGUUUUAGCAGUGAAAGUGAGUAUUCUUAUUCUAGUGCCGAGAGUAACAACAAAGAACAAGUAAAUGAAGUCUUGAUAAAUGGUAGACUAAUCACAGGUCAUGGAGAAUACCAUGUAAACCCUCAGUGGGAGCACGGGAAAGAAGAUAGUGAACUACAGAAUCGUCAUUCGGAGCAACAUUUAUAUGUAAGACAGAGCGCGGUUGAGAAGACUAAACACAAAACACCAGGAAAUAAAAAUUGGCCCAACUUAAACAGUGGCGAGAAUAGAAAACUUACGAUAAAGGUGCCUUAUCAGAGAAAUUCCUUGAUUGAACGAAACGAUUUGAUGCCAAACGGAAAAACAUAUUUUUUACCGCACGGGGUCCGUUCGUACAACAAAUUUAACAAAGUAAAAAACUGGUCCACUCUAAGUGAGGUGUCCAAUUCUACCAAUCAGGACACUGCAAUUUAUGGGGGGGUGACAACAUUGCCGAUCACUAGGACGUCCAAACGCCACCACAAGUCCAUACGCUUUUCAUCUGAUGUCAAUCUUCAGAGAAGGUCCAAUUUUCUUAAGAACCUAAAGAGAUUUAGUGUAAACUCCUUCAAUCGUGCCAAGAAUAAAUUAAACAGCUUGAAAUCUAAAGUGAAAAAUCACAAAAGUAAACAAGACUCGGACCUCUCAGAGGACUCUGCUUAUGAUACGUCAGAGGUAUGUCACAAUCCUCAAGGGAACAGAGUCAUCGAAACAAGGAAAAAGCAGAAGGGUCAGCGCUCCCUGAGUUACCAAGACCUGAGUCCUUCCAACUCGCCAUUUAAGUACUCCUUAAAACUUCAGAAAGAUUGUGAACGUAGAAAACCAACCUUAAGAAGUUCCUCCCCUCAUAAUAUCACAUAUAAGGACAAAAGAAUAAAGACGCACCCAAAAACACGUCAUGGUGUUAAAUGUGAGGGGUCUUCUGAUUCCGGCGUGGAAGAAAAUAGUUCAGAUUCUUCAGAGGGUGUCAUCCAUUAUUCAACCACUUUGCAUCCAGAAUUGAAACCAGAAGUGGCCUUAGUUAAUGGGGUGAACGAGGGGAAGUUUCGUCAUUGGUCUUACACGAGCCUGCAAGAUGAACUUGGUUACAUGCCUUAAAUAAGUGGCUUAAUCCUUUUAGUCUGUUUGUAGUCUUGCUGGCAAUCAACUGUGACAGAAAUAGUGUUAAUCACGCGGUUUUUUCAACACAGAUUUACUCACAUGUUGAGUUGGUUUAUUGUUGAUAUUUGGUUUUUGUAAAACAACAGGACACCCUUUUUUUUGUAGUAUAGGAGGAGAAACCCCACAUUUAGAAAUAUGACAGUUUUUGCUUGUCGUUAGACCUAGAAAUGAAAUUCUCGAAACAUUUUCUUUUUGACUUCCGUAAGUAUGACUUAAAGUUAAUUAUUUUAAGUAUUCAUCUUCAGAAAUUCAUUAAAAUAAACAAAAAAGCAUUUAGAAAACUGACUUCUGAAAGAUGUGCUUCUCUGAUGCACAGAAUUAAGACGUAUACACCAUGUUUAAUUUACGCAACUUUGUGUUAUCCUUAGACAAGUGUAAUAACAUAACAUUUGUGUAAUGUGUAUUGAUUAUUUUAUGUUUUCACGAGACACUAUUUCGUACUUGACUGUAAAUUAAUGUUUCUUAGAUUCUAAAUCACUUAAAACAAUGAAAAUGAAAUUUUGAGUCAAACGCUCGUGCGAAUUUCUUUUUUUUGGAGGGGGGAGAAUAUAAUGUUUUCAGGCCUAUAAUUAGUUGUUAGUAUUAAUAAUUCGUAUUAUUUUUAUCAGCCAAUAUUUCACUUUAUGCAUUUGAAAAUCGUAACACGUGUGAAUUCACGUAUACUAGUAUAAUAUAAUAACAGUUUGGGAGAGGUUAACAAAGUUGUAUUGUUAGAUAUUGUAAUGUAAUGUAGUGCGUUUUUGUUUUGAGCUUAUAUAUAUAUAUUGUUAUAAUAUUUUUAGUUGUGACUUGAAUUUUUUAUAGUCUUGAAAUUUAAGAAUAACAUCUACCUAUUAUUUCUGGAUAUUAAUUUUAAAAACAUACUUCUAACCAAGGUUUCAUAUCUUUCUCGUAUUAA